Molecule: messenger RNA, 4229 nt
Organism: Prinia subflava (tawny-flanked prinia)
Lineage: Eukaryota; Metazoa; Chordata; Aves; Passeriformes; Cisticolidae
Gene: IGSF11
Product: immunoglobulin superfamily member 11
Exons: 6
Coding region: 303-1859 (518 amino acids)
Cellular component (GO): cell-cell junction
Source: RefSeq, a predicted model, not a curated record
UUGUGCGGGGAGAGGAGGAGGAGGGUGGUGGGACGUGCCGCUGCGCGCCGGGACGGUGCCGCGCGGGGGGUGACAGCCGCAGCCCGGCGGGUUGCGGGGGCGGCUCGGGGCCGCCAGGCUGCGCUCUCGGUCCGGCCGCCGCGCCUGCCGCCCUCCCCGGGCGACCGGGGCUUGGGGCACGGCGGAGCCUCGCCGCGAGCGGGCGGUCCCGGGACGGCGGCGGCACCACCGGCGGCGGCACCUGCGGCGGCGGGGAAAGGCAGGGCUCGGCGGCCCGCUGCGCGCCCCUCGCCCGGCCCGGCAUGACGCGGCGGCGCCCCGGCGACGGCGGGAGGUGGGUGCCGGCAGCCCUGGCCGCGCUCCUGGCCCUGAGAGGUCUGGUGUGUCCUCUGGAGGUGUCAGUCAGUUCAGGGAGCAUCCAGGUUGCCCGAGGCCAGACAGCAGUGUUGCCCUGCACCUUCACCACUAACGCUGCUCUCACUAACCUUAAUGUCAUCUGGAUGGUCAUUCCUCUUUCUAACGCCAACCAGCCUCAACAGGUUAUUCUCUACCAAGGGGGUCAGAUCUUUGGUGGUGCACCCCAGUUCUAUGGGCGAGUGGGGUUUGCUGUGACAAUGCCAACCACCAGUGCCUCCAUCUUCAUCAACAACACUCAGCUAUCGGAUACUGGCACGUACCAGUGUUUGGUCAACAACCUUCCCGACCGAGGCGUCAGGAAUAUUGGAGUCAUUGGACUUACUGUCUUGGUUCCUCCUUCUACCCCGCUUUGCAGGAUCCAGGGGUCCCUGGACGUUGGCAGCGAUAUCACACUGACCUGCAGCUCAGAAGAAGGCAUCCCCCGGCCUACAUACCUCUGGGAGAAACUGGACAAUGUCCCCAAGUUGCCCCCAACUGCCACACAAGACCAAGUCCAGGGCACUGUCACUCUCCGAAAUAUCAGCACUGUGUCCUCAGGUCUUUACCAAUGUGUGGCUUCAAAUGCCAUUGGAACCAGCACUUGCCUUCUGGACCUGCAAGUCAUUGCACGUAAGUGUUUUUCCAGGGGAGGCUUGGCCACCUGCUUCUGUCUUGUGACAGUAAGGUGUGUAACCAUGUUUGCUGUGAGCCACCACGUGCCUCUCUAUCAGAAGACAAUCAUGCCCUGGAAUGGGAACAUUGCCUUUCUCCCCUCCCAAGCCAUGGUAGCUUCAUGUGCUUACAGAUGGCCACAGCCCAUGCCUGACUCCUUCUCCAUGCUCUGUUCAAUCAUCUCCACAGCUCAUCCACGGAGUAUCGGCCUGAUUGCAGGAGCGGUGGCCACAGGUGCCGUUGUGCUCGUUGUUUGCAUUGUGUUGGUGGCUGUAGCACUGUUCUACUGGAAAAAUAAACACAAAGAAGAAGAGGAGGAGGAAAUUCCCAAUGAGAUAAGGGAAGAUGACCUGCCACCCAAAUGCUCCUCUGCCACAAAGACCUUCCACGCUGAUGCGUCCUCAUCAGAGAACGACACCCUCACCUCCUCCAACACCUACAACAGCCGCUACUGGAACGACCCCAAAGCCAACCACGCCACGGACUCCUUCACCCGCUUCAGCAACAGCAACGAUGCCCACCAGCCCCCCUUCUCCCGCUCAGGGAGCACCAGUGCCCGCCCCGUCUACGCCAACGGCGGCCACCCGUCCCCGGCUCCCCCUAAGACACUGGUGGUGACGGCCAGCACGGCGCCGUCGCCUCAGGAGGUGAUCCGGAGCAACGGCUCUGUCAGCAGGAAGCCCCGGCUGCCGCACACCCGCUCCUAUGCAGUCAGCCAGGCCACGCUGGAGCGGAUCGGGGCUGUCCCCGUCAUGGUGCCCGCCCAGAGCCGGGCUGGCUCCCUGGUGUAGGACUGUGGUGGCGGCUGAGAGACGAGCAAGGAGCCUCUCACCCCUGGUGGGGUGAAGAGACCCUACUCCUUCCUGAAAGGCAGCAAGGUGGCGGGGGGUCACACACUUACCUCUCCACCUGCCCGCCCCUCUGGAGGCUGCUGCCAGCUGGUGGGACAGCCCUGUCCCAGCUGCUUUCCCCCCAGCUGCUGGAGCUCCCCGUGCCAAUGGACGCCACAGAUGUGCCAAGGCCAGAGGAGCAGGGAGGUGGGACGUGCUCCCGGGCUGCUGGGUCCCAGCUGCGACAUGCGCUCGGGCCUGACCCUGGGGGGAACUUUUGCGUUUAUUUCCUGUUGGUUUUGUUGGGGACUGAUUCCAUCCAUUUUGGUCUUUCAGGGAGGUUCGGGAGAUAUAUAUAUAUAUAUUAUUUUUUUCCGUUGUUGUUGCUGUUUUGUUUCCAAGAGGACGACAACCUGCGUGGGGGCAGGGAAGGCUGAGCAGCCCCAGCUUCCCAGGCCCUGGCUCUGCUGUUGGAUCAGGGAGUACUGUGCACCAGGGCUGGGUGUGGGGAGGCAUGGGACAGGCUGGAGGGCCAGAUGAAGGCACAGCCACCAGCCCAGGCACGGGGAUGGUUGGGUGAGGGUGUGGACUGGGAAGCAUUUGUCUUUAUUUUCUACAGUUCUUCCCCCCACCUCAGCACACACAGACACACACUGGCACACACACACAGACACAUGCAGCUCCUCAGACCGGGUGUUUCUCCUGCACUAGGUUGGAGUGCCACCAGAGCCCUGUUUAUAGCUGUGGAGGAUGCAGCUGUCUGAGCAUCUUUCCCUGAGACACUCGCUCGGUGCAGGGUGAGGCUGCACCACUGCUGCUGCUGUUGCUGCUGCUGCUGCUGCUCUAGGGCUUGGAUCUCUUUUUUUCCUUUUCUUGGAAUGUUGCUGGGGUUAUUCAGGAGGCAGGGUGGUGUGGUGGAGCACCAGGCAGGUUCCUGCGGCAUCUGUUGCCCCUGGGCUGCUCUGGUUUAGGGCAAGUGACUUCAAACCCCACAACUUUGAUGUUUGCAUGGUGGAUUUUAUUCAUCAGGCUAUGCAGGGCUGGGCAGCAUGGCAGGGCACAUGUUGUGCUUGGAGCCUUCACAGAGAGGCAUCAGAGUUUUCAUUCCUGCUCUCCCACGUGCACAGACAUGUCAGCAGGAUUUGUUUCCUGCUUUAGAAAGCAGAGGGUUAAUGGAAGCCCACACACUAUCUCUCUGCCUCCCCCAUUUUCCCACAGCAUCCUGGGACUGGGUACUGGUGGCAUCUGCCAGUGGCCCUGCCAUCUCCUUGCAGCCUGGCAGGUGGUUGUGGCUGGCACCUCUACUUUUUUCUAUUGCAACUAAAUAGCCUUAAUCAAAGCCAAGAGUUGAAACCUCUGAAGGAACCUGAUGCCAUUUGGAGGGCUGGACUGAGGGCUGGGAUUUCCCCUCCUAGAGAGCACUGGUUCAAAGAGGCCAUGCCUGGAUAGUGGUUUUGGCCCUCCUGCAUAACACCAAGCCUUGCGCAGGCAAAGGCAGUGAUCACCUCAAAAAGCACCAGAGCCCUCCCAGGUCUGCUCUUGGAAAAGCAAUGUGGGGAGUCACAGGUGACUUUCCAUAGUUCUCACAUUGGAAAAAAGGGUCUGUUCAAGCCAACAGACUCUUCCUCAUCCCCACUUUCCUUGUCCCGGCACGGCUUUACUUUCCCUAGCAGUGCACAAACCUUGGGCAGGGCCUUCUACCUGAGCAGUACAAAUGCAAGCACAGACUCUGAGGAAGAGGAGGGAGAGGUGAGGGCUGGGUUCCCACAUGGACACACUGGCUUUUUGGGAGACGGGGAGCUCCCAAGCAGCACUAGGUUUGAAGCUUGGCUGAGAUUUUGUGCCUUCUUUUCUUAAAAUAAAUUAAAAAAAAAAAAAAAAAAAAGGAAAAAUAAAAAAGGAGAUAAAAAAUUUCCAACUUCCCUUCUUUCUCCCUCUGCAGCACUGCAUCCAGAAUGUGUGCAACCCCCCUGGUGGUGCAGGCAGGCGGUUGCUCUGUGUGCACACAUUUCACUGGAGCACUCCUGUUUCCUGCCGGUUUGCUCGCUUUGCUGCUGGGUGGUGGGAUUGAUGGGGGAAGAAGAGUGGCUUUAGAAACCCUAAUGUGGGAAGAAAAAACCCCAAAACAAUCAAAGAAAAGCCCAGACACAUUCUCUCUGCUUUCGAACAACCCCUGUGUGACAUUUACAGGAACACUGCCCUCAGCAGGCGCCCUCCUCUGUUGGGAAAGCUCUUCUGGUUCCUACCCUCCAUAAGACUGUUUGCUCCUCUUUCUUUGUUCUUUCUAAUUGUAUAAAAUUCAAUAAAAUUUUAUUCAUAUAAAAAAAAGAA